Molecule: messenger RNA, 1916 nt
Organism: Klebsormidium nitens
Lineage: Eukaryota; Viridiplantae; Streptophyta; Klebsormidiophyceae; Klebsormidiales; Klebsormidiaceae
Source: the annotation of a GenBank genome assembly
CAAAGCGAGACAAGAUUCAACAAUUCAAAUGUGCGAGGUUACAUAAUAUUUACGUAGGAUAGACAGCAAUUCCCAUUGGCGUUUGCCUCCCUACAAAUACUGACGCCCCUUACUUUUCACAAUCAGGGGCAGGGCCCAGGCAAGGGAGUGGCAUGCAAGGAGUGUAAAGUCUGGAACAUUGUCUCUGCUCGACGAAGUGCGGCAUCUCCAGUUUUCUUUCUUUUGCUUCUCGCAGCAAGGUUUCAGGAGGCACCUUCUGAUAGAAAAGCAUAGUUGAAACUUGAAACCCUGGCAGCAAAGUGUUUGGGGAAAAAUAAGACUGCAUAGUCACAAGCCUGGUCGUGACCAUCGGCGCAAGACAAAGGUGGUGGUGAGCAUUGGGAUCAGUGAAACCAAUGCGCCUUGUUAAAAUCAAGAGACCACUACAUAGGAGAAAGACACUCAAGAAUUGAUUGAGCAAGAAUUCUGUAAAUAGUUGGUCGAGACUUUUUCAUCAAGCACGUAUGAAAGAUCAGCACCAGCUUAGAACAAGUCAAGCAUUGUUUUAGACUAGGUCAAGCACAGUUUUAGGACAAGUCGAGCACAGGUUGGGAACAGGUCAGCACGCGUUCAGAAGUGGUCAAGCAACGGUCAAGCAUGCAGCAGCAGCAGCCCCCCCGUCCCGCAGGCCCCUUGACAGCGCCGCCCCUUGCAACUGCUCCUGGCCUGAUGCAAACGCCACAGCCAAAUGCACAGCGACCACCUGGACAGCCUGCAUCUGCUAUGCCCUCUCCGUCAUCAGCUAUGCCGACUUUCCCGGGAAGCUAUGGCCAGACUUUAGGGGCAAGGCCAGCGGGGGCCAAUGUGAUCAGGCCUGGAGAAGGGAUCGGCCAAGUGCCUCCAGGCUCGCAAAUACUGAGGGCGCAGACGCCCACAGUCGCUCUGACCGCAGCUCAAAAGAAGCAGCAACAGGCGGGACUCGCACAGGCUCGGUCACCCUCGCCCUUCUUUCCACCAGCCUCUCAAGGGGGGGGCAUGCAAGCGCGACCGGUCCAGCAGGCCAACCCCCCCGGAAUGUCACAAGCCAGGCCAGCCGCUGGAGGGACGGCGCAGCAGCCAAUAUCUCAAGCACAGCGCUCUGGCUCCCCUGGACUUCCCCCGGUGUCAAAUGCCCAGGCCCAGGCGGCCCAGGCCUUAGGACUCACGCGAUUCAGCAGACCGCCCGCCGCUGCCCCGGCACAGCUGCUUGGGAAACGGACGUUACAAGAUCUACUAGCACAGGUGGACCCAGGAGCGGUGCUCGAUCCGGAGGUAGAAGACGUGCUGCUAGAGGUCGCUGACGACUUCAUCGAAUCGGUCACCAACUUCUCGUGUUCGUUGGCUCGGCAUCGAAAGUCCCCGGUCCUAGAGGCCAAGGACGUCCUCCUACAUCUAGAACGGAAUUGGCAUAUGACGAUACCAGGCUUCAGUGGGGACGAGCUGCGGCCCUACAGGCGACCAGCCGUCAACGAGGCACACAAGCAGCGGCUUGCGGUGGUCAAAAGAUCGGCGGCGGGGGAGAGCAGCGAAAAGCCGCCAAAUUUAGGUGCAUCGAACGCUGGUGGUCCAGCGGGCGGCCAGACUGCGGUUCCUCCUUCAAGACCACCGGGGUCUGUUCCUGGUGGUCCUGGCGCAUCGAAUAUUUGAUCGAUCAGCAGUUGGUGAAUACGGAAGGGCGGGUUUUCCCAAUAACAAGAAUGUGCUUUGGCUCUGCGCGGCUGAAUCCUGGACUGAGUUGCUGAAGCAGGCAUGCACGUGUCCUGGUGUCAAUACGGCAUCCAUAUGUAUGCAUACCUGUCCUAGAGUCAAUGCGGCAUCCAGAUGUAUCAUAAGCAGAUACUCCGGUCAAACCUGGACUGCAUGUCCAAUACCCAUCGCAACAUGCGAGUUCGGCAGCA